Messenger RNA from Odobenus rosmarus divergens (Pacific walrus), 3157 nucleotides. RefSeq names its product frizzled family receptor 5 (gene FZD5). The transcript has 2 exons. Gene Ontology annotation, molecular function: Wnt receptor activity; Wnt-protein binding. Gene Ontology annotation, biological process: non-canonical Wnt signaling pathway; canonical Wnt signaling pathway. The record is from RefSeq and is a predicted model, not a curated record. Lineage: Eukaryota; Metazoa; Chordata; Mammalia; Carnivora; Odobenidae. Gene Ontology annotation, cellular component: plasma membrane. Bases 376 to 2148 code for a protein of 590 amino acids.
UACCCAGCCUAUCGUCAAACUUUCCGGGUGCCAGCCCGUCUCUGAGUCGCAUUUCUGAGCGAGUGUCCCAGGGACGGAGCACCCAGGCUGCCUGCCGACAAUCUGUUUCUCUCGGGAUCCGCGAAGAGUACUUUCCCUGGAACCGGAGCCCUAACCGUCCCUCCCCACCCUAUCUGGCGAAGAGCUGAGCGCUGCCUGCGGAGGCAGCGCCUUCCCGAAACAGUUUAUCUUUGGACGAAUUUAAGAGAAAAAGAAACCAACAGGUUGCCAGCCGCGGCGCCACACACAAGUCGGCGGAAAGGCCGGCCCGGUUUCCCCUGGCUGCGUGGGCCCCGCGCGGGCUGCGGCAGGCAAAGCGAGGGGAGGGAGGGGGCUAUGGCUCGGCCUGACCCGUCCGCACCGCCCUCGCUGCUGCUGCUGCUCCUGGCGCAGCUGGCCGGCCGGGCGGCUGCUGCCUCCAAGGCCCCCGUGUGCCAGGAAAUCACAGUGCCCAUGUGCCGCGGCAUCGGCUACAACCUGACGCACAUGCCCAACCAGUUCAACCACGACACGCAGGACGAGGCUGGGCUGGAGGUGCACCAGUUCUGGCCGCUGGUGGAGAUCCACUGCUCGCCGGACCUGCGCUUCUUCCUGUGCUCCAUGUAUACGCCCAUCUGCCUGCCGGACUACCACAAGCCGCUGCCGCCCUGCCGCUCGGUGUGCGAGCGCGCCAAGGCCGGCUGCUCGCCGCUCAUGCGGCAGUACGGCUUUGCCUGGCCGGAGCGCAUGAGCUGCGACCGCCUCCCGGUGCUGGGCCGCGACGCCGAGGUCCUGUGCAUGGAUUACAACCGCAGCGAGGCCACCACGGCGCCCCCCAGGCCCUUCCCGGCCAAACCCACCCUCCCGGGCCCACCUGGGGCCCCGGCCUCCGGGGGCGAGUGCGCCGCCGGGGGCCCAUCGGUGUGCAAGUGCCGCGAGCCCUUCGUGCCCAUCCUGAAGGAGUCGCACCCGCUCUACAACAAGGUGCGCACGGGCCAGGUGCCCAACUGCGCGGUGCCCUGCUACCAGCCCUCCUUCAGCCCGGACGAGCGCACGUUCGCCACCUUCUGGAUUGGCCUGUGGUCUGUGCUGUGCUUCAUCUCCACCUCCACCACGGUGGCCACCUUCCUGAUAGACAUGGAACGCUUCCGCUACCCUGAGCGCCCCAUCAUCUUCCUGUCCGCCUGCUACUUGUGCGUGUCGCUGGGCUUCUUGGUGCGCCUGGUGGUGGGCCAUGCCAGCGUCGCCUGCAGCCGCGAGCACAGCCACAUUCACUACGAGACGACAGGCCCUGCGCUGUGCACUGUCGUCUUCCUGCUGGUCUACUUCUUCGGGAUGGCCAGCUCCAUCUGGUGGGUCAUCCUGUCGCUCACCUGGUUCUUGGCAGCUGGAAUGAAGUGGGGCAACGAGGCCAUCGCGGGCUAUGCACAGUACUUCCACCUGGCCGCGUGGCUCAUCCCCAGCGUCAAGUCCAUCACAGCGCUGGCACUGAGCUCCGUGGACGGGGACCCGGUGGCCGGCAUCUGCUACGUGGGCAACCAGAACCUGAACUCGCUCCGCGGCUUCGUGCUGGGCCCCCUGGUGCUCUACCUGCUGGUGGGCACCCUCUUCCUCCUGGCGGGUUUUGUGUCGCUCUUCCGCAUCCGUAGCGUCAUCAAGCAGGGCGGCACCAAGACGGACAAGCUGGAGAAGCUGAUGAUCCGCAUCGGUAUCUUCACGCUGCUCUAUACGGUGCCGGCCAGCAUCGUGGUGGCCUGCUACCUGUACGAGCAGCACUAUCGCGAGAGCUGGGAGGCUGCGCUCACCUGCGCGUGCCCAGGCCCUGACGCCGGCCAGCCGCGCGCUAAGCCCGAGUACUGGGUGCUCAUGCUCAAGUACUUCAUGUGCCUCGUGGUGGGCAUCACGUCGGGCGUCUGGAUUUGGUCCGGCAAGACUGUGGAGUCGUGGCGGCGCUUCACGAGUCGCUGCUGCUGCCGCCCGCGGCGGGGCCACAAGAGCGGCGGCGCGACGGCCGCCGGGGACUAUGAGGCGAGCGCAGCGCUCACGGGCAGGACCGGGCCGCCGGGACCCCCCCCAGCCGCCGCCGCGGCCGCCGCCUACCACAAGCAGGUGUCCCUGUCUCACGUGUAGGAGGCCGAGGCCCACAAGGGCCGGGAGUUGGGGGGUGGGGUGGGGGGUGUUUUGUUUGGUAGCUUUGCCAAGUUCACUUCCGUUUACCUUCAUGGUGCUGAUGCCCCCUCCUGGGGCAACCUGGAGAGAGGGGAAAGGGGCCCUUUCAAGGGAGCACCUGUCCCAGGACUUCUCAAAGGGGCUCAGCUCACGUGUAUUCUAUUUUGCGUUUCUUACUACCUUUUUUUUUUUUUAGGGGAACCCUGUUUUUAAUUUAUAUGUAGUUUUCUUAAUUUUAAACUUUGUUGCAUUUUGGCAACAAAAUUUACCUUUGCUUUGGGGGCUUUACAAUCCUAAGGUUGGCAUUAUAAUGAAGUUCCGCUUGGUUCAGGUUUCUUUGAACUGUGUGGUCUAAAUUGGGAAAAUAUAUUUCCUAUACUUGUGUCUUUAAAAAAAAAUGUGAACAGUGAAAGUUUAGGUUUCUAUGACUGGGAAGUGGUUGGGUGUGCUUUCUCAGCUUGUUUUCUCCUUUCAUUGCUUAAAGUGUCCAAGAUGCUUUAAGGUGAGCUGCUUGUCUCUGUUUAUAGUCCCUAAGUUAGGGGAAACCCCAAUUCAUGCCAAGGAGGGGGAGCAUAAUGUGGUGAGGGCCUCCCCAAUGUGACAAGGUUAGAGAGUGUUUAACGAUUUUGUGUGCUAUCCUAGCUUUGUUUAUUUAUCGAGCUUCGGUUUCUUUUCUGUAGUGCUUGUAAUCAUUCUUAUUCUUAACAGCACCCAGUGUUGUCUUGAAUAAGUUAGAGGUGGCCUUAUAGAGUGCCGGUAUAAAUAUUUGGAAAAGUGAAAACCUAAGGGAUGGUGAUUGGUUGAGUUCUAGACUGGUAAAAUGGCAGCUUUGUGCCCCAGAAGGAGUGGGUGGUUCUUAAUAGGCUUCAGUGAUCCCAAUUUUUUAAAAAGAAUUUGUGUUCUGAUUUUGGUAAAAGUAAACCCCCACUCCCUUCUUCUGGAAGUACUUAGAGAUAGCUGUUAAAGGGGC